Molecule: messenger RNA, 1319 nt
Organism: Platichthys flesus (European flounder)
Lineage: Eukaryota; Metazoa; Chordata; Actinopteri; Pleuronectiformes; Pleuronectidae
Gene: fcer1gl
Product: Fc receptor, IgE, high affinity I, gamma polypeptide like
Exons: 6
Coding region: 1-603 (200 amino acids)
Biological process (GO): cell surface receptor signaling pathway
Cellular component (GO): Fc-epsilon receptor I complex
Molecular function (GO): IgE receptor activity
Source: RefSeq, a predicted model, not a curated record
AUGGAUUUCAUGAUCAGAUCCCGGGAGUGUGAGCAGGAUCCAACUCCAGCCUCCUCGUGUGAGCUCAUGAAACCAGAUGCAGAUGUGUCGUUUCUUGAUAUUUGUGGCCUUGCGACACGGCUUCAGACAGAUUUGACUUUCUGUUUCCCGGUGAAUUGUGUUGAAAUAGACACAGACUGUUUUACUCAAGACUUUAAUAGAGGAACUCCUCUGAAAGAGGGGGUGGGGGUGGGUGGCAGCGAGGCAGGCGUGUGGUUUCUCAGCUACCAAACGGACAGAGAGCUGCGGACUUCCUGCUCGCUGCUGCCUGAGCUCACUUCAGAGGCUCUUCUCACCGACACCAGAGCGACAGCAGCUCCGACCCUCCGUCUCAUCUGCAGCACCCCCCCCGCCGGAAUCAUUGACGACAUGAACGUAUGUUAUAUCUUGGAUGGGAUCCUCAUCCUCUACGGCCUCAUCCUGACCGUCUUGUACUGCCGACUGAGGAUGGUUCCAGACAACAAUCACCCUGAGAAGCAGCCGGUUAAGGGAGGCAUCUACGAGGGUUUGCGCGCUCCCAGUGCCGACACAUAUGAGACCAUCGGGAAGAAGGCGAUUGUCUGAUCAACAGAGCGACGUUGUGAAGAUGAUGCUGAGCACAAACACACACAUGUAUUGUAUAUUUAGUCAUUCCGACCUGCAGCGGGCUUGUGCUUCUUCUGUCUUAAUAUAUAGAUAUAUAUAUUUUUGUCUUUCUAUUUUAUUGUUAAUAACAUUUCCCAUCUUUCUGUCAUUCAUCCAUGAAAUGCUAAAGCUAUUAAUAUAAGUCGUGUGGAAGAGUUUCACUGUGUUACUAAGAAAACAGAAGUUUAUCUUUUGUGUCUGAUCAUUUGACUCUUUUUACUUCUGAUUAUUUAGAAAAUGGGGAAAUAUCUUAACCUCACAAAUUCAGAUCUAUUUUUACUAACAAUUAAUCAGCGAAUUAUUUUUUUCAAUUAAUUUGAGAAAAUGUCUGAAAUGAAGGAAGAGUUACAAUUUCCUUACGUCCAGGUCUUAAAAUGUUUUCCUCGUUCCAGAAUCUAAAGGAAAGAAAAGACUGAGGGAAUUUGAAAUGAAUAAAUUAGAACUAGAAUGUUUCAAUCAUUAAAUAUUUUGCUGAUUGACUAAAAUCUACCUACAAAUGAAUCUGAUUAGUUCAAAUCCAGUUUUAUAGGCUUCGCAUGAUCAACACUUAGCAAAACCUGGAAUAUUUUUUUUUUUGACUCGACAAGCUUCAAUUGUGUGUAAAAUUCUGAUUUGAAACAUUAAGCUGCUUUUCAUAUUAAAUAGUUUGAAAGUUG